AUGGCUGACCCACUCUGGAAAACGGUGGCUCAGAUUCUGACUGGUGUGACCUUCGUCUUCUAUGGGAUUAUUGGAAUUAUGGUUCUCCAUUACAGAAGACAAAAAAUCAGUUUCUACUCAUUUAAGAUAGGCUUUCCUAUAUGGGCAGCUUUAUCUUUUAUCUUUUCUGAAUCAGUGACAGUCGUGUCUGCAAAGAAGCGAACAAAAGCUCUGCUGAGAGGAAACGUGAGAGCUAACACUCUUAGCACAACUGUUUCCGACGUUGGAAUUCUUCUCUCCAACAACUUAAUAAAAAUCAUCUUCCUGGACUGUAACAGAGAUUUAUGUCCUGGUAUCAAAUCAGUUGCAACUGGUCUCAUGGUUAUACUCAUAAUACUAAACUGUUUGCAAUUUUCAAUUACGCUUUCCCUAUCCAUACUCACCUAUAAUGCAGGUGGCGAGAGAACUGAUCAGGUUUCAGGAAGUCCUUAUCAAGGCUUGCUGUCUCAGCUCUCAUUCUACAAAAAUCUUAAGAAGAAGGACACAGUCUUACACUAUAACACCUGAGACAGAAGUACAGAUGUGAGGAUAUGCUUCUGUAACCUGUAAGCAUGCAGAUGGAAAAUGGAAAAAUAAAACAA
Messenger RNA from Neogale vison (American mink), 620 nucleotides. RefSeq names its product high affinity immunoglobulin epsilon receptor subunit beta-like. NCBI's taxonomy places the organism in Eukaryota, Metazoa, Chordata, Mammalia, Carnivora, Mustelidae. The transcript is spliced from 6 exons. Gene Ontology annotation, biological process: cell surface receptor signaling pathway. The record is from RefSeq and is a predicted model, not a curated record. The coding region runs from base 1 to 546 and encodes 181 amino acids. Gene Ontology annotation, cellular component: plasma membrane.